Molecule: messenger RNA, 1901 nt
Organism: Pundamilia nyererei
Lineage: Eukaryota; Metazoa; Chordata; Actinopteri; Cichliformes; Cichlidae
Product: cytochrome P450 2J2-like
Exons: 9
Coding region: 80-1588 (502 amino acids)
Biological process (GO): xenobiotic metabolic process
Cellular component (GO): intracellular membrane-bounded organelle; cytoplasm
Molecular function (GO): iron ion binding; oxidoreductase activity, acting on paired donors, with incorporation or reduction of molecular oxygen, reduced flavin or flavoprotein as one donor, and incorporation of one atom of oxygen; heme binding
Source: RefSeq, a predicted model, not a curated record
AUCGAACCCACUUGGUUAUAUAAUCACCCACCAUUAUAUCCAGUGGUGAAAUCAAAGUUAAAACAGUAAAGUGACACGAAUGAGCGGAACUAUGGAGACAUUAUACAGCGCUCUCGGCUUGGAGUGGGUUGACGGCAGGAGCAUUUUAUUCUUUUCCUGUCUUUUUCUUCUGCUGGCUCAUGUUCUGAAGAACCGAGUGCCGAAAAACUUUCCUCCCGGACCGUGGGCUCUCCCUUUUAUUGGUGAUCUUCAUCGCCUGCAACCUAACAGAUUCCAUCUGCAGUUCGAAGAGUUUUCAGAGAAAUAUGGAAACAUUUUCAGCCUUCGACUCUUUGGUCAUAGAGUUGUGAUCAUUAAUGGCUACAAGUCUGUAAAGGAAGCCCUGGUCCAACGAGGAGAAGACUUUGCAGAUCGUCCCAUAAUUCCUCUGGUUGACGAUGUAUUUGGAAAUAAAGGUAUUGUAGCUUCCAGUGGUUAUCCAUGGAAGCAGCGGAGGAGGUUUUCUCUUCAGACACUCAGAAACUUUGGUCUGGGCAAGACGACGUUGGCAGAAUUCAUCCAGCAGGAGUGCCAGUAUCUCACAGAGGCUUUUGCAGACCAGCAAGGAAAGCCUUUUAAUGCACAGCCAUUGCUAAACAACGCCGUGUCAAACAUCAUCUGCUGUUUGGUGUUUUCAAAUCGAUUUGAGUACAGUGAUGAGAAGCAUCAGUCUAUUCUUCAGGACUUCAAUGAGCUUUUGUACUUGGAGGUAACCAUGUGGGCACAGAUGUACAACGCAAUGCCCUGGCUGAUGAAGUGGGUGCCCGGACCUCAUCAGAAGACAUUUACUCUGGUCAAGAAUAUAAAUAAUUACAUAGAAAACAGGAUCAGUGAACACAAAGAAGACUUUAACCCAUCAUCUCCGAGAGACUACAUCGACUCCUUUCUCAUAGAAAUGGAAAAGAAUGAAGGCAAUGAUUCAAGUUUUGAUCUCAGUAGUUUGAAUGCUUGCACCCUUGACCUCUUUGGUGCUGGAACUGAAACUACUACCACUACUUUAUACUGGGGCCUUCUGUAUAUGAUCCACUAUCCUGUCAUACAAGAAAAAGUCCAGGCUGAGAUCGAUGCUGUGAUUGGUUCAUCCAGACAGCCCUCUAUGAGUGACAGAGAAAACAUGCCUUAUACCAAUGCGGUUAUUCAUGAGAUCCAGAGAAUGGGCAACAUCCUCCCACUGAGUUUGUCACACAUGACAAACAAGGAUACAAUACUGGAUAAGUACACAAUCCCAAAGGGCACCAUGAUCCUGCCUAUAUUGCACUCUGUACUCAAUGAUGAGUCAAUGUGGGAAACUCCACAUUCCUUCAACCCUCAACACUUUUUGGACCAGGAUGGUAACUUUAGGAAGAGAGAAGCCUUUAUGCCUUUUUCUGCAGGCAAGCGUGUGUGUCUCGGGGAGCAGCUUGCCCGAAUGGAAUUAUUCCUGUUCUUUACCUCCCUCCUUCAGAGGUUUUCAUUCUCGGCACCUGCUGGAGAGCAGCCCAGUCUGGAGUUCAUACUGGGAACCACCCGUUGUCCCAAACCUUACCGCCUUUGUGCCGCGGCACGUUAAAUCAUCAAGUAUAAGCUAAACACGUCUAUUUCUUACAGUGUACAUUUGUCUUUCAUUACAUUUUAUAAUGUCAAGCAGUUUCUGUUUCAUCAUUAUCUAUUUCUAUUAUGUUAUGAGCCAGAAUGCUGUUUAAUAAAACCUUUAGAAAUUACAUACAUAUAUACUGAAAUUACAUAUCUGCUGUAUACAAACUGUAUAAAAUUCUGACAUUAUAACACUUUUUAAUGAUUCAUUGUUGAGUGAUAAUCUAUGUGCCACUGUGAAGCAGUGGUUUUAAAUGUGCUGAACAAAUAAACAUGACCUGACUUGAAAA